AGAAAAGAAUCCAUCUCCUUCUUCGUCCCUUCUCUCUUAUUCCCUUUCUCUCUUUCUAUUAUCUCUCUAUAUAAUGUUCUAAGAGUCGUGUAGAAGCAGUAACAGAAGCAACAGCCUCCUUAAUUUCCUUUCUCUUCGGCCCAUUUUUGUGGCUUACUUGAUCAGCAAUGGAAUGUGAUAAAGGUUUUUCGAGCAGUUACAUGAUCUUAAAGCCUGAAGAAGUAAAAUUCUUGGAUCUCAUUCACAUCUUAUUUUCCAGUGACAUAGAGAAAAGAAAAUUCGUUGACAGUGCUAAAGCCAAGGAGGAGAAUAGUUUGGAGCAUCGAUGGCUCAUAUUUAUCUCCAUUGUGGUUCAGAAGAUGCUGCAAUUCUCUUCCAAGCCAUUGUCAUUUCUUGGUUCGCUAGUGGAGAUGUGGCUCAACCUUUUGUCAAGCAAUGGAAACUUUUUCAGGCUCCUUUACAACGUCUUAAGAGGGAAGGUGGUGAUUCCUGAUAAAACAUCAGCAACUUUCAUUUCGUUUAUUGGAAAUUUCGACAAGCGACUUGAGUUGGACAAAAACAUCAAACGUGGAGAUGCAAGAUACCAUGCAGCUCUCUCUAUGAUGGCUUCUAAAGCUUCUUAUGAGAACGAGGCCUACCUUCGAACCAUAGUCAAUGAGCACUGGAAGAUGGAGUUCUUGGGAUUUUAUAACUACUGGAAUGAUUACCAAGAAAAACCCACAACCCAAGUCUUUCUAUUUCGUGAUAAAACAAAUGAGCAAGACACAGUUGUUGUAGCCUUUAGGGGCACCGAACCAUUCGAUGCAGAUGCUUGGUGUUCUGACUUCGAUAUCUCCUGGUAUGAACUUAAAGACAUAGGAAGGAUCCAUGGUGGUUUCAUGAAAGCCUUAGGGUUACAGAAGAGCAUCGGUUGGCCUAAGGAAUGCAUUGAAAACAAUGGUACUACUCGUAAGACUCCCUUGGCCUACUAUGCCAUUAGAGAAAUCUUGAGAGAAAUAUUAUCCAAAAAUGAUGGAGCAAAGUAUAUAUUAACUGGUCAUAGUUUAGGUGGGGCACUAGCAAUUCUCUUUCCAGCAGUUUUGGCAUAUCAUGGUGAGAAGAUGUUGCUGGAGAGAUUGGAAGGUGUUUAUACAUUUGGGCAGCCUAGGGUUGGAGAUGAAAGAUUUGGACUACACAUGGAAAGUAAUUUAAAAGAGAAUCGUAUUCCUUAUUACAGGUUUGUUUACAGUAAUGACAUGGUUCCCAGGUUGCCCUAUGAUGAUUCUGCACUUAUGUUCAAGCAUUUUGGGACCUGCAUCUACUAUGACAGGCACUAUCAACCACAGGUUGUUGCAGAAGAACCAAACAAGAAUUACUUCUCGCCAUUGAGGGCAAUACCCAUGAUGAUAAACGCAUUUAUGGAGCUAAUAAGAAGCUUCACAAUUUUAUACACAAAGGGACCAGAGUAUAGAGAAGGGUGGUUCAUGCGACUGUUUAGGUUAAUUGGCUUGGCAAUCCCUGGCGUACCACCUCAUUGUCCUCAAGAUUAUGUUAAUGCUACUCGUUUGGGACCUGUAGAAGUAUUUCAUCCACCUCAUGAGCAACCACAAAAUGAUUUUGCUUAGCCUGAUUUAGUUCAGUGGCUCAAGACCGGAGAAAGUGCGUUUUUUCAAACUCUUUUGCAUCUUAUUGAACAAUGGCAUGGAGAAGCCAGCAUUCGUGGACUAUCCCAAUGAGCAGAAGAACAUUCUUCUUCGCAAAUGGCUUAUGUUCCUCUCCCUCUUUGCGCAGAAGCUUCUGCAAUCUGU
Messenger RNA from Hevea brasiliensis (rubber tree), 1787 nucleotides. Its product is annotated as triacylglycerol lipase OBL1. Gene Ontology annotation, molecular function: triacylglycerol lipase activity. The record is from RefSeq and is a predicted model, not a curated record. The transcript has 6 exons. Gene Ontology annotation, biological process: lipid metabolic process. Bases 168 to 1604 code for a protein of 478 amino acids. NCBI's taxonomy places the organism in Eukaryota, Viridiplantae, Streptophyta, Magnoliopsida, Malpighiales, Euphorbiaceae.